AGCAAAAUGACGUUGCAAUUAGAGUCUACGACACCUGAAAAAAUGCUUUCUCUAAUUCAAGAUCUCGCUGACUUGCCUUGCAGUAUUAUGCAAAAAAAUUUAAACAAAUAUAUUCAAUCAAAAUCUGGAGCUAAUAUAUCAUUUCUUGCGCCUAUUUUACCCGAAUCUAAGGAAAUGGUGAUUCAUGUCGUGGGUGAAAAAAUACUCGACAGAGGAUUAAGAAUUCCUAUAAGCCAAUCUAAUGCAAACGAUCGUGUAUUGCAUCGGGUUAUUAAAUCAAGAAAGUCGUUGAAAGUUAAUUGUACAGAACUGGACCAAGAAUUAUUAGAACAUUUAAACUCUGUUAGUAAACUGGUACCUGAUACACUACUCAGUAUUCCUAUUGAACAUCCUAGCGAGCAGUAUAUUGCUCUAGUUGUUACGUUGGUGAAUUACCCUGAGGAUCAAGACACUGAAGAUAUUUGUAUUAAAAUUGUCGAAGAAUGUUUUCGAUAUUGCUUGGGAAUGUUGUUAAAUGUUUUGAGAUGUCAAGAAGAAACGCGGUUGAAAGUUCAAUGUCAAGAUUUACUUACUGUUUCAAGAAAACUUUUUACUCAUUUAGGUGACCUGCCGGACUUAUUGAGAGAAAUAAUGGUUGAGGCAAGAAAAUUAACUAAUGCUGAAAGGUGCUCAUUAAACGCUUAUGAACAUCCAUUAUUUUACAGCGGAAUUGAUGAAGUAACAGGAUUUAAAACGAGAAAUAUUUUAUGCUUUCCUAUACGUGAUGAAAAUCAAAUUAUCGGAGUAGCUCAAUUGUGUAACAAAAUAAAUGGACUGUAUUUCGAUGUGUGUGAUGAGGAAGUUGCUACAGCUUUUAGUAUUUAUUGUGGAAUUUCUAUAAUGCAUAGUAUAAUUUAUAAAAAAAUCCAAGAUUCUCAAGCAAGAAGUAAACUGAGCAACGAAUUAAUGAUGUACCAUAUGAAAGUAGAGGAAGAAGCGGUUCAAGCAUUACUCAACUGUCGAGAUGAUCACAGUCCUAAAGAUUUUGAUAAAUUCCAUUUUACGCCUCGUAAUAUUCCGCAUCAACAUACGCCUUGCUAUGUAUUAAAAAUGUUUGAUGAACUUGAUCUAAUUACAGUGUGGAGAAUAAAACGAAAAACAUUAGCUAGAUUUAUACUUUACGUGAAGAAAGGAUACCGAGAUGCUCCUUAUCACAAUUGGGUCCAUGCAUUUUCCGUCGCACACUUUGCCUAUUUGAUGAUCAAAAAUUUAAAUCUCGUUAAAAAUAAUUACAUGACUCGACUCCAGUCAUUAGUUUUUCUUGUAUCAGGCUUGUGCCACGAUAUUGACCACAGAGGGACCAAUAAUUCAUUUCAAACGCAGUGUGGUACUGUAUUAGCGAGUCUUUAUAGUUCAGAGGGUUCCGUGAUGGAACGACACCAUUUAGCACAGUCUAUGUGCAUUCUCAAUACCGAAGGUUGUAAUAUUUUUGAAAAUCUUACUAGUGAUGAAUAUAGUGAGGCUCUAGAUUUACUUCGAAAUAAUAUUCUUGCCACUGAUUUGGCAUCGCACUUUCGUUCAAUUGAUGAGCAAGAUGAAAUGAUUAAGCAAGGAUUCAAUAAUGAAGAUCCAAUUCAUCAAAAACUUUUGCAUGCCAUGUUGAUGACUUGCUGCGAUUUAAACGACCAGACGAAGGAUUGGAAAACGUCCAAAAAAACUGCUGAACAAAUAUACGACGAAUUUUUUUCUCAGGGAGAUUUAGAAAAAAGUAUGGGCACUGCCCCAAUUGAAAUGAUGGAUCGCGAAAGAGCAUCAAUACCAGAUUUACAAGUACAAUUUAUAACAAAUCUUGUUUUGCCUUUAUUUGAAAAUUUAUCUACAUUAUUUCCUACUGCCGACUGUCUUGUUGAAGCAAUAAAACGAAACCGUGAAAUUUGGCGAGUUGCCAUACCUAUAUUUCACAGAUACAGCGAAAUAGGAAUAAAAGGAAUGGAUGUACUUUUGGAUCCAAGUAUUGAAAACGAAAUUCUGACUGCCUACCACACACAAACAGUGCCGACAUAG
Cotesia congregata is the source of this 2043-nucleotide messenger RNA. The record is from the annotation of a GenBank genome assembly. Lineage: Eukaryota; Metazoa; Arthropoda; Insecta; Hymenoptera; Braconidae.